Molecule: messenger RNA, 8127 nt
Organism: Mizuhopecten yessoensis (Yesso scallop)
Lineage: Eukaryota; Metazoa; Mollusca; Bivalvia; Pectinida; Pectinidae
Product: protein toll-like
Exons: 2
Coding region: 243-2606 (787 amino acids)
Biological process (GO): signal transduction
Cellular component (GO): plasma membrane
Molecular function (GO): protein binding
Source: RefSeq, a predicted model, not a curated record
GCUCGCACAGGCAGUGGCACUGGUUCAGUGUACAGCUAGAAGUGAUUACAUAUGUGUUGUGCACGUCUAUUAAGUUAUCUAGUUAUUUUAGGCACAUCUUUGAACAUAUGAAUGACCUUUUAUACGGAGAAAGGAAUCAACAAAGAAGAAGAGGACGCAGUUUAAGGAGAAGAGGUCAUCAAAAAAAACAGAAAAGGAUGUAAUGGCUCAUUUUUCUAAUUUUGUAAUAUGUCAAUAGGGAAAUGCAAAGGAAAACACAUGUACUUUUUCGACGACACGGAUUUUAUGAAAAAAUAAGAUAUGUGUUCCAAGGCCGUGUUUGCAAGUUAGAGAAGACAUCUGAAAUACCGGAUAGGAUGAUGGCCCUCAAGCUUUUGAAUCCUUGUCGAUCAAACAUUGAACUCAUCCUCAGGAUUUUAGUGUUUCUCUCGGCCAAUACUCUAGUAACCGGUAUCAAUCAAUGUCAACACAUGUAUUCAGAUAUGUAUUCCGUGUGUAAAAUAGAAAAUUCAACACUGCCGGAACUGUGUUGUAUCAACAACUGCUGUAAUGUAGAGACAUCAUGUCCAAGUUAUACAGCAAAUCAACGCUGUGUUUGUAGAACGGGGACUCUGUGGAAAAUAUCCGAAUUGCAUGCAUUGGAUGUGGAAUACACGACAGUUCGGGGAUCCGCCAUAGUUAGUGGUCAAAAUGAUGUUAAGUCAAAACUGGAACAUGAAGCUGGAUAUCUAACCACUCUGCCGAUAAACAUAUGUGAUUACCAUUUAUUGUAUCAUAUCGACUUGAAAAAGAACAAAAUCAGGGAAAUUAGAAAAAUAUCAUGCCUUGCUCAUCUAGAUACAUUGGAUUUGAGUGAAAAUCGGGUUUCAAUAAUUCACAAUAAUACAUUCCAAGGACUAUUAUCGCUACGACAACUUAAUCUGGCACAUAACAUGAUAAGUUACAUAGAACCAUAUUCAUGGUCGCAUCAAACGUCCUCUAUAUUAAACCUGCAGCUGGAUGACAAUGAUCUAUUGAAUAUUGACAUUACGAAUGUCAUUAUCAAUCGACCAUUCUGUAAGAUUGAUUAUAGACAAAAUAAGAUACAAAAUGUCAUCAACGAGGUUGACUGGACAUUAACAGCAAAGGAUGAAAUCGUCCAAGGUGGUUUCGUAGAUCUUACUGAGAAUAGCUUGACCGGAGUUAUCGACUUUCUUCAUCUCGGAGUUGCAGAUCUCAGAGUCCUGGGGAAAAUAUUUUCCUAUGGCAUUGACAUUCGCGACAUUCCUUUGAGAUGUGACUGUAAAAUGGAGCCAUUCUUACAUAUGGCCGAAUCUGUUCUUCAAUUGUUAUGGAGAUCUUAUUUCAACAUGUGCUGCUUUUAUCCAGAUCAACUGCAGAAUCAAUCGGUACCGAAUCUCAUAAUGUUGAAGCAAUUCGAUCUCUUUGUGUGUGACAUACCGCGCAAUGAGAGCUGUCCUUACGAUUGCAACUGUUAUACACAACCAAGCAAGAACCGUGUAGUGGUAAAUUGCUCUGGGCAUGGCCUUGAUAAAAUGCCAGAAGUCUUGCCCAGAAAAGACCUUCCCCUAGAAAUAUAUCUAGACAAUAACUCCAUAUCCAGACUUUCUUGGCGAGGAUACCUUAAUCAAACACGGAAAUUGGUCUUAUCCAAUAACAUCAUUACAACAAUUGAUGGCUCUGCUAUUGAUCAGCUACAGAAUGCAACAGAAGUAGACUUGCGAGGAAACACAGGAAUUAAGAAAUUACCUAGUGAAAUUCAGUAUUAUAAACCAAGUACAUUUAUUUUUGGAGAGCUUAAAAUUAACUGUGAUUGCGAAAAUGUAUGGUUUGGAAAAUGGAUCGAAAUUAAUCACAACGAAAAAGGCGACAACAACCACUUUUGGUGCCAAACUGUAACGAAUGCAAAGGAGGCGGCUGAACUAGUAACAGAAGAUUAUCUGGAUUGUGAGCAGUCGAAAGUGCCUACAUGGAUACCAAUUUUAUUCGCAAUUCUUACCUCUCUGGUCCUGGGUAUAGCAUUAAUAAUCAAAUUGUUCAAAUACGAGAUUUACUUGUUGUUUCGACGGCUCAGAAACAAAUAUGAGCGCCAACAUUGGUCUUAUGACGUGUAUAUAUUAUAUGACGAGUCAGUGAAUGAGAUACAUAAAUGGAUUAUAAAUGACUUUCUGCCAUCGUUGGAGGCAGACGGCUACCUUGUUUGCCUGCCUAGUAGGGAUUUCAGCAUAGGGAUUCCAUAUGAAGAGGAAUUCGCUCGUUUUAUGGAACAGAGCAAAUUUGUUUUGAUAGUAUUGUCCAAAAAUGAGAGAAAUGUAUUGUGGGAUUUGGAAUGGAAGCAGGCUUGGUAUUCUUACAGAUAUUAUAAUAUCAAAAGCAUAAUCGUGAUAAAUUUCGAUAUGUUCGACUACGCCUCCGUGCACCACCCGGUCUUACGGGCGUAUAUCCGGCUUGGGAUGUACCUUGACUUUUCCAACAUGGAAAAGUCAUUAAUUAUCGACACCAAGAAAAUGUUAGGGUGUUCUAGUAGAACAAAUCGCAGACUAAAAAACGAAUUUUGUAACCCCAAUACACGAUUUAAGCGCCAUGACUUGUUGAUGAAGCGUUGAGGGGAUUUCUCCUCUUUUGAUGAUACUUUUUUACGUGUUGCCUAUUAUAGGUCAAACAGUAUCGGCUUACUUGUACAACCAAAGAUCUUAACACUACUAGCAUCAGGAUUUUGUUCGAGUAAAUUUAGUUUGAUUUUCCCUUGUCAAAAUGUAGUAUACGUAUGCAUGUGUUGUAUAACACUUCAUCAACCUGUUCCGGACUUCAGGUUUUGAUUAUCAUAUCAUUACAAUUUUGGACAGCAGUUUCGUUUAUAACGCUUGAAUGACCAAAGACUAGCAAUACACACUAAUUAUCAGAAGUUAGAUACUAAGAGCCUCGAAAAAGACUAAUGGCUGGUAUCAAGUUUUUAAUACUUUAUAAGGAUUUGUUAUGAGUUUACAGGUACGAUUUUAACCGAGACCUAUCCUAAUUAAUUUCAAACUUACGAUAUCUACGUACAUAUGAUAGUCAUGAAUUGAAGAGCAUCCUUCUACCAUAAGGUCCCAUAUGGUUCCUUCCAUUCUGAAGUGUUUUCAGGUUUUGGAGCGACCCAGUGUCCAAUAUGGCGUACGAGGCUUUUUAUUCGCUUUUCUGGCUAAAUCCGAUUAGCUUUAUAUAUUUAGCGACUUUAAUAUUUUCCUGAAUAACUUUGAACCAAGUUCAAAGAAAUUAUGUUAUAUAAAUGAUACAUAUAGGAAUGUGUUCUUGGUCUUUAUUCAUGAAACCGUUCUUAUGCUCAUACUCAGAUUAUUAGUAUGUGCUCAAACCCAGUUUCUUCUUUCCGUGAAAUCAAUAAAUAACCUUUGUCAAUGAUUUGGAAGAACUUUGGAGAGAUUAAACGCAAUAUAACAUUUGCAGUGUUUAAACUUGGCGUAUUGACCAUUUUACUUGAUUUAAGCAAGUUUAAACAAGUUGGCGUAAACACCAAAUCAAUGCUUUAGAAUGAGAGCGAAUUCAUGAGUACGGUCUUAUAUCUCCAUUCGUGAUUUCAAGCGAUAUUGUUAUGUAGACAACAACUCUACUAUGGAUUCAAAGUUUCCAAGACUUUAUGGAAGUCAUCAGGAUCUCGCAGGGAAAUAUGCUAAUUCUUUGUGUGAUAUGAUUUUUUUUAUACUCAAUAGAGUUGAUUUGUGAUUUUGUUGCCAAGAAUUCUCGAUAUGAUGACGUUUUAUUGGAUUUGGCCUAGAUUUACAUGGCGUGUAUCGUCGAUGAAGCAGAAAACGCUUACCUUUCCGAAACACCUGGUCCUUAGUAUCCGUUUUCUUUUUCAGGGAUCUCCAUUUAAAUAUUUUUUCGUAUUUUGUCCUAGGAUUAUCAAUUUAAAGUUCGGAAUGUGUCGUGAAAACAAAUCGAAGGCACGCGGUUAGCUAUGUCAUUGGUUUUAGGUAAAUAGAAUUACCAAUCGAUAUGCUGAUGAAUGUCCUUUAAAAUUAUAGAGCAGCGACACCAGGACCCAGUUGUUCAAAAGAUGAUUAGCUUAAUCACUGUUUAACGACAUUUUGCAACCUUUAAUAAUUUCGUCAAUAUACAUGGUAAAAUCUCGUUAUUUUACACGUACAUUUAGUCUACUAAAUACUUGAUAUCUGGAAAAAUUGAACUCAGUCAAUAUUUGUGUUUCAAAGAUACACAUAAAUUGUAAUUUGCACUUAUCACUGAUUAACCCAAUCGCCCUUUGAACAACUGGGCCCAAACUUCAAAUCUUGUCAAUUUUACCGUUAUGCUACAGCGCGAUACUUUUGAUGUACAUCGAAAGGAUCAAACUAUACUGCACUUGUACAAUCCAUAACGUGUUAGCCUUCAGUGAUGUCAUGACAUACUCGGAGGUUGCAAAAUGAGCGUAACACCAGGAUUUUCAAAGAUGCAAGUUUUAUCACAUCUCCUCUCGACAUUAUAAUUUUACCGCUACCAGUACCAUUUCCGGUAGGCAUGCUACAGAUCACGCGACACAGUCUAGUGUCGAUUUGUAACGUUUAUCUGGGUUUCAUGGGAUUUGUUUUGGUCCUUUUUAUUCUGUAAUCAAUAUGCAUUUUGUAAACAGUGAUAUGUGUUUUCUCAACAUAAAACGUUCGAUCUGUACACGGCAAAAAAAAACCUUCAGUGAUCCAAUCAAUUUGUAUCAUGAUAUCGCCUGCUUAGGUUGCUAUCAAAUGACAUGAAAACCCACACGUACAAUACACAAACCAAUCAACAGCAAAUUUCAAAAUUGAUAUGCAUCCUAAUAUUCAGGAAUUAUUAUUGAUAUUGGUUAACUGUUGGGAAUGAAAGAUUGACUAGAGAAAAGAAUAUGUUGUACUAAUGGCGGCAGGUCAUACCUACGUACUAUUACCAAGGUACGACUGAUGUUAAAUUUUAAAGAGCUUUUUAUGCAAAGAAACAUUCACUGUUUCACCAAUAUAUUGAGAAUAUUGUUUAAAUAAUCGCUUGAUUUAUGUUUCCUUUGUGAACCAGAAGAGGACGUUAUACAGCUAUAGGUUUUCUCGUGAAAUCCGGGGUCCAGUAAAAUUUAAAAUUGUACAGAGUAUCUUAGGCAUGGUUUGCGACCGGAUUUCAUGUAAUGGAAUAUGUUAUGCAGUUCAAUGAUUUAUCAUCAGAUUGUUAAAAGGUUCAUAUACAGUCUUAUUAUAUAUCAAAACUAGCACAGUAAAUACUAAACAAAUGAAAUCUUCAGAUCUGCAUUGCUUAUUUGACAAUGUCCAUUUUGCAUGCAUAUAUAUCGUAAUAAUGAAAUUCUAGAGUUAUUUACUUCCGGGUAUGAUAUUUAUCUUGUUUGUAAUGAUUGCAUAAGUCCUAAUACAUGAUCAGCAAACAGGUAAAUGACAUGUUUAUAAUGAGGUUUUGUGUGACAAUCUUAAUAAAACUCCGGAAUAAGGUUUGGCGUCGAAAGUACAUCAAUGGGUCAGCACCAGUGACAAGAUAAUAUUUCUGUUGUGAUGGCAGAGAUUCAUGGUAAAGGGAAGCGUCCAAUAUCAAAUGAAAUAUCUUUAUUAGGCUGUAUUUAAUCAAUGAAAUAGGAAAUAAAAAAAAUAUAUGUCAUUGAAUUAUUGAAGAUAAAGUUAACAAAGUUAAACCAAUAACGUCAACAGCAUUGUUAAAUACAAUAUUCAACUACAAGUUUUUACUAUAAUGAUAAAUGAUGUUUGGCUAUCUUCUUCUUAAACUGAAGUCCUAAGAAGAGAGAAAUGUGUGUCGCAAACCCGACUUUGUCCGUGUGGUCUGGUUCUACUAAGGAGACAUUGGAGAAACCAUACUACAAGCAAUGCGACUAAUGCGUCCAUCCUUAAGGAAUCAGGAUUGGUUCCUUUCGUGUCUUCCUGCUAAUGGGGCAUGGGCGACACCACGAAUAGACCUUGGCCCAGUUGUUUAAAAGGUGAUUAGCUUAAUCAGUGAUUAACGAAAAUCCUAAUGUUUGUGUAUCUUUAAGACACAAUAUUUAGUUGAGUGAACGUACAUGCAAAAUUGUGAGAAUUGCCUUGUAUAUUGACAAAAUCAUUAAAGGUUGAAAAUGUCGUUAAACUGUGAUUAAGCUAACCGCUGUUCCCAAUACAUUUGAAACAUAAGAGGCGACUUCCAUUGAUGUCUUCUACUUGAAUCUUGAAUUUGGGACCUCUUUCUUUAUCUCUACCUACUUUUUCCUUUUUGACGGUAUCUUCCUAGGCACUUGUCCUCUCAUGACCUUGGCUCUGCAUAGUGACGACAGUUCACUGAAAGGGAUCUCUUAUCAGUUGUUUCAUGACACCCAUUCGGGAAGUUUGUAAAUGAUUUUAAGGUCAGUUUGCUUUUGAUAAACUAUUUGCCCUCUGCAUGCGCCGCUCGCUUAUCAAAUGACAUGUUUACCGAUUAUAAAUGACCAAGUUACUUGUACCUUUAUUAUUCUAUCGACCUAUUGCGUUUUCCGGUCCUAAAAGCGUAAUCUUGAAACCGUCCCACCUUUAUAUACAUGUACAAUUGAUGUUUGCACAAAUUGUCAAUACUUUAGUGUCAGUAAGUAAUUUACUAGAAGUUAUUUACGAUAUACUAGCUUUAUUUGUUAGUUUUUAUAAAAAUGUGUUUUUUUACAAAACGUUAUAAGAUAAUCGCUAUAUCAUGCACAUUCUCCCCCAGUGUAGUCAUACAUAAUUAUUAUUCGAAACAUUUUGGAUUAGAUUUCUUAAUUGACGAAUUCACCAUAUUGUGCAGUAAAUGUAUGUUUACUUUGGAUUUCUACAUCGACUGUUUUUAAAGUUGCUUUCUGACUUCCUAAUUCUAGAGAUAACAAACUCGACGCUAGCACAGCUCACCUGUACUACCUGUACAAGAUUCUGUUCUAUAAACAAAGUUCACAUAUUCCCACCGAAGAUAACCUGAACAUAGUUCUAAUAUUUCCACCGAAUAUUCUGUACUAUAGACAUAGUUCUAAUAAACUUCCCAAAUAUUCCAUACUAUAAACAUAGUUCAAAUAGUCUCACCGAUGAUUCUGGUUUUUGAGACUAGUCAGAUUAAGGUCUAUUUCUAGGCAUCUAGUUUUAUAUAUGUAUUGUUUUAUAAGUAGUAUUAUGAUGUUUUCUAUAUAAAACUUUGUAUGGUUAUAUGUAUGUUUACCAAAAAGGAAUUCUUGUUUUUCAAAUCUUAGUGUAAGGUUUUUAGUUAUUACCAACUUUUUCGCAAUCUCAUAGCAUAUGAACUAUUGUUUCAUGGUGAAUUUUACAUAAAGUGCAAAGGUUAUUGUGUGAUUUGCUAAUUUUGAAUAAAAAUGUGUUUGUAGUGAUAAUUCUGUUCUGUACUGUAGUUUGGAGUUGGUGGUGGUUUUAAAAGGACAUUCAUAUAUUUUUUUCCAUGUUUCUUCAUCUAUAUUAUCAUUUAAUAUCCAUUUUCUUUGAGCAGUAGGUUUGAUAUUAUUUUUAAUUAAUAUUAAAUAUAUGUCUUGUGUGCUCCUUUACUAUUUUUAAGUAUUAACUUAAGAUUGUUUUUUCUGAAGUAAAAAUGUGAUGAUUUUUUCUUAUAAAAUGAUGCACAGCAUUGUUUAGGCCAUGGUAUGUCAAAAAAUUACAAUUUAUGUUAUAGUUUUCUUGAAAUUCAUCAAAGUGGUAGAGUGAUCCAUCCUGUUUAAUAAUGUUAUAUACAAAUUGUACUCCCUUUUUAAACCAUGAAUUUUUUAAUGUAAAUUUUCUGUCAAUUUUAAUUUCACUAUUGAACCACAGAGGGUUUUCACGUAUAUUUGUAUUGUAUAUAUUGCUAGAGAUAAUAGUAUUGUACCAUGCUUCUAAGACAUCUUUCCAAAAGAAGUUACUACAACGUUUAGAUUCUUCUUUAAAUUUCUCAAGCCCACAGUUAGCUAAUGUUUCUUUAUCAAAAUAAGUUUCUAAAAUAAGAGCCCAAUGUCCUUUUUCUUUAUAUACCCGUCUUAUCCAUGUUGCUUUAAGAGCUGUUAUAAAAGAUGUUAAAUGUAUCAUUUUCAGACCACCUUUUUCAUAACUUUUAAUUAUCACAUCUCUCUUUAUUUUAUCUGGUUUACCAUUCCACAAAAAUUCAUACAGUAUACUAUUAUUUUUUCUUAUAUAUGUU